Messenger RNA from Varanus komodoensis (Komodo dragon), 2628 nucleotides. It is a transcript of the gene TPX2, whose product is annotated as TPX2 microtubule nucleation factor. Gene Ontology annotation, biological process: activation of protein kinase activity; regulation of mitotic spindle organization. The record is from RefSeq and is a predicted model, not a curated record. Bases 122 to 2347 code for a protein of 741 amino acids. NCBI's taxonomy places the organism in Eukaryota, Metazoa, Chordata, Lepidosauria, Squamata, Varanidae. The transcript has 17 exons. Gene Ontology annotation, cellular component: microtubule; spindle.
CCCGGGGCGCCUCCGUUCUCUCCUCCACUGACCCGUCCGGGGACGGCUCUGCUGGGCGCCGAGGCGGACUCUUCUCCAAAAGCGCCAGGAAGGGACCUGCUUCGGCAGAGGAGGGGGCAAAAUGUCUCAGGAGGCGUAUUCCUAUGACGUCCCCUACACUGGUGUCGACUUCAAUGACAUGGAUGACGAUGCGUCCGUCGGCGUUGACGCUUGGUUUGACAUCCGAGCUUCCCCUCUGCGUACCCCAAAAGAAAAGAUGGCAGCUGGCUUCCACAAGAAGGCAUCGGCCUCGAGGGCCAACAUCCCACACGCUAUUGUUUCGCCAAUGAUAAAGUCCAGUGGAAACUGCAGUGAAGGCAUGGAGGUGGAACACGGAGCCCCGCCGAAUGUGGUGGGCUCUUUGGCUGCGUGGCACAGCACCUCCACGGAGGCAGCAGCCCCCGCGAGGGACCCGGGGAGGGUGGCCAGAAGGCUGUCGGCCCAGCGCAAGAGUGCCCAGCGCAGGCUCGUGGCCAAGAGCCAGGCGGAGAGAGGUGCUGCCGCCGCAGCGGACAAGCAAGAGCCCCCGCCGCCCAAGAAACAGAAAACGUCUAAUAACAGCCGAGAGAAGCUGAGUGAAAUUUCCUUGAACUGGGAUGUCACCCCAGCGAAGGCGCCCGUCACACCUGCAGCACCAGAGAAGCAGAACCUGCCUGCCAAGGGGAAGUCCACGGAGGAGCUGGAGCUGGAGAAGAUGCAGCAGUCGCAGCGAGAGGUGGCGGAGAUGCGCAGGAAGAACGAGGAGUCCCUAAAGGCCGCCCUCGCUGGGCCAGGAGGGCCGUCUGUGAAACCAGUAAGCCACAUCACCAAGCCGGUGGACUUCCACUUCUGCACAGACGACAGGAUUAAACUGCAUGCAGGGGACACCCGGCCUUGCACGGAUUAUAAGGAGGUGGAUUUCACGGCGAUCCUCAGGAAGCACCCCCCAUCUCCGGUCCGAGCACCAAAGGGACCCACGAUCCCAAAGCCCUUCAAGUUAUCCCAGGGCAACAAAAGGAAAAUUGAGGACGUUGCCACCGAAUACGUGUCCUUGGCUCAGCAGGUGCAAAACUUCCAGAGACGCACUCCGUCGCGCUACCACCUGCGAAACCGGAAGGAGGAGGAAGGAACGGCAGGCCCGGCUCAGAGCAGGCCCGUGAAGCCCCCGCUGACCCACCCGCGGACUCCCUGCCUGGAGACCAAGAACCGCCUGAGGCCCGUGACCUGCAAGAGCAGUGCCGAGCUGGAGGCGGAGGAGGUCGCCCGGCUGCAGCAGUACAAGUUCAAAGCUCAAGGACUCAACCCCCGGAUUUUGGAAGGCGGGCCCAUCUUGCCCAAGAAGCCCCCGGUGAAGGAGCCCACGAAGCCCAUCGGCUUCAACCUGGAAACAGAGAAGCGCAUUCAGGAGCGCGAGAACAAGAAGCCGCAGGAGGAGUCCUUCACGUUCCACUCGAGGCCGUGCCCAACCAAGAUCCUGGAGGACGUGGUGGGCGUUCCGGAGAAGAAGCUGCUCCCCAUCACCGUUCCCAAGUCCCCCGCCUUCGCCCUGAAGAACAGGGUCGGCGCCCUGGCUCGCGAGGAGGAGAAGGACAAGGAAGAGGAAGCACCUCCCGUGAUUAAAGCCAAGCCGAUGCCGCACUUUGGAGUGCCCUACAAGCCGAAAGCUGCGGAGCCGAGGCAGGUGGAGAUGUGCCCCUUUUCCUUCGACUCCCGGGACAAAGAGCGGAUGCAGCUGAAGGAGAAGAAGAUUGAAGAGCUGAAGAAAGAAGAGGUGCCCAAGUUCAAAGCACUCCCCCUGCCUCAGUUCGACCACGUCAGCUUGCCGGAGAAGAAGGUGAAGAGCCCCACCAAACCAGAGCCCUUCCAGCUGGCCAUCGACGUGCGCGGGGCCGCGCGGCACGAGAUGUGGCAGCAGCAGGUCAAGGAAGAGAUGAAGCGGCAGAAGGAAGCCGCCUUUUUCAAGGCACAGCCCAGCACCGUGGUGCACCAAGAGCCCUUCGUGCCGAGGAAGGAUACCAAGCCGCUCGCAGAGGGCCUUUCUGGUUCCGCAGCUCCCGAAAACUUUGAGCUGGCCACGGAACGGCGUGCCCGAGAGAGGCAGGAGUUCGAGAGCCGGCUGGCGGAGCUUGAAGGGGAGAAGGCGAGACUCCAGGAGGCGGCGAGGCGUGCGGAGGAGGAGCGUGCGAGGGAGGAAUUGGCCAGGCUCAGAGACGAGCUGGUACACAAAGCCAAGCCCAUCCGCAGGUACCAGAACGUGGAGGUCAAGCCCAGCGAGAAGCCCCUGACUGUGCCCAAGUCGCCCAACUUCUCUGACCGAUUUCAGCGCUGACGUGAGACCACGUGGAGAGGCGAUCUGUCCACGGGCACAACGGAAAGUGAGAUCUCGUCUCCGCCUCUGAGGCGCUUCCUCGCACUGGCCACACUGACUUUCUCAAACUCCGGCUCAAUGGUGUGUGUUGUAGUUUAAUUUUGCAAGGCAAAGGACUGGACUUAGUUCCAACUUUUUCUCACUUUCAGAGCCCACUUGUAAUUUUUAGCAGCUUUGUCUUUUUCAGGUGGGCCUGUUUGUAUGUACACCAAUAAACUAUUGUAUACUUGAGAAAAAUCAAA